Messenger RNA from Fragaria vesca subsp. vesca, 2033 nucleotides. Its product is annotated as receptor-like serine/threonine-protein kinase ALE2-like. Gene Ontology annotation, molecular function: protein kinase activity; ATP binding. Bases 26 to 1354 code for a protein of 442 amino acids. The record is from RefSeq and is a predicted model, not a curated record. Gene Ontology annotation, biological process: protein phosphorylation. NCBI's taxonomy places the organism in Eukaryota, Viridiplantae, Streptophyta, Magnoliopsida, Rosales, Rosaceae. The transcript has 6 exons.
CCAGCUUGCAUUGCUCUUUGUGCUCAUGGAAGUUAAAAGCAGUGUUGCGGAAAACCAUUCUGAUCACAACCACCACCCUUCACAUUCCUAUAGCAACCACCACCAUGGAAGUUUUCCUUCCAAGUUGGCUCUCAUUAUCAUCAUUUCCAUCGUCUCUGUCACGGUCAUUCUUGCUAUAACCCUCAUCAUACUGUUGCUCAGACGGCUCAAAUCAGCCAAAACCAGUGGCAGCCACAUUGAUGAUGAGAAGGGAAGCUUGAACAAUACAAGUUGCAGGUCCAUUGUUCAAAACUCCAUGAACUUCGGUUGUAGUCCAGAUGUGAAGGGCGGGUGUCUUCAAGGAGGGAACUUGGGAAGGUCAAUGAGGACACCAGGGGCAAUCACAACACCAACUAGAUACAGAGGAGUUCAAGUGUUGUCAUACAAGGAACUCGAGGAGGCCACCAAUAAGUUUAGCGAGGCAAAUGUGAUGGGCCGUGGAGGGUUUGGAGUGGUGUAUAGGGGAGUUCUUCGUGAUGGAACCAUGGCAGCCAUUAAGAUGCUGCACAGGGAAGGAAGGCAAGGGGAGCGUGCUUUCAGGCUUGAGGUUGAUCUGCUAAGCCGAUUGCAGUCUCCAUACUUGGUGGAGCUACUUGGUUAUUGUGCUGACCAGCAUCAUAGGCUGCUUGUAUUUGAAUGCAUGCACAAUGGUACUCUUCAAGACCAUCUCCAUUCUCGAAACCAUCAGCAGCCGUUGGAUUGGGGUACGCGAUUGAGGAUAGCACUCGACUGUGCCAAGGCCCUUGAGUUCCUCCAUGAGAGAAACAUCCCAUCUGUUAUUCACCGUGACUUCAAGUGCAGCAAUGUUCUUCUUGAUGAAAACUUCCGGGCCAAGGUGUCUGAUUUCGGGUUGGCCAAGAUGGCUUCAGACAAGAUUAACGGGCAGGUUUCGACACGAGUGCUUGGGACCACUGGAUAUCUAGCACCAGAGUAUGCCUCAACUGGAAAGCUUACAACAAAAUCAGAUGUUUACAGCUACGGCGUGGUUCUUUUAGAGCUGUUGACAGGGCGAGUACCAGUAGAUACCAAGCGGCCUUCUGGAGAGCAUGUCCUUGUCUCAUGGGCUCUUCCAAGGCUAACUAACAGAGAAAAAGUAGUGCAAAUGGUUGAUCCAGCUCUUAAAGGGCAAUACUCAAAGAGGGAUCUCAUUCAGGUAGCAGCUAUUGCAGCAAUGUGUGUGCAGCCAGAAGCCGAAUAUCGGCCUCUAAUGGCUGAUGUCGUACCCUCUCUAAUUCCACUGGUUAAAAACUCCUCUUAUGUUGGUUCCUCUGGCUCCUCUAGAUUUCAAGUUCAAGUAGCAAGUCCAAGGUAUUAGGCUUAGGGGUCUGUGAAGGCUGCAACUAGAAGUGAACUAUUGGUAAUUUGGUACAUAUAUGAGACUAGCCUUUGGGUUUUGACAGAUCAAUCUUCUCAUGGGAACUCAGAAAAAUUGUGGAACUCUCGAGCGAAAACGAUCAUGUCCAUCUAGUAAAUUGAGUUUGAGUACCCUUGAACUUAUAAAGGCAAAGCCUUUCAUGUGGUUCACUCCAAGAUCAUAGUGCUGAUCACCACAGAACCACACUAACAGCGGCCAAUGCACAAGAAGAAGAUGCAUGCUUGAAAGCUGGCAUGGAUGAUGUGAUCAACUUAGAAGGCGGUUUGGGGACUUUAGCUUGUGACUUGUCUCCUGUACAUUUUCAACACCAUUUUUCUGUUCUAUGUUCUUUAUCAAUGAAGGUGCUAUAAGAUGGCCUUUAACUAUUUUUGGAUGUGGAAAUUUUCCCAGCCAUAUAGAAUUUUAUUUUACUGUUCUUGAUAUGGAAUUAUCGAUCAAUGACUAGAAAUAUUGAGAAUCCUAGUUCAACAAUGAGGUCGAUCGAGAUCGACUAGGAUUCCUGAUUUCUUUUGGGUAAAUAAACUACUUGCCAAAAGUUGUACUGCUGUAUACCUUUGAGGUAACAUGUCAAUUGCUCUCUAUAAAUAACCAAACCUCGUUGCAUGUUUCUCUCACACAG